Prorocentrum cordatum is the source of this 1405-nucleotide messenger RNA. The record is from the annotation of a GenBank genome assembly. Lineage: Eukaryota; Dinophyceae; Prorocentrales; Prorocentraceae.
UCAUGAUCGAGGAGCUGCGGGGCCGCGUGGGCGAGGCCGCCCGGCACGCCUUCGGCUGCCGCGUGCUGGAGCGGCUGCUGGAGCACUGCCCCAUCGACUGUGUCGCGGGCCUGCUGGGCGAGGUCAGGGACGACGCGGUGGAGCUGAGCCGGCACGCCUUCGGGAACUACGUCGUGCAGCACGCCUUCGAGCACGGGUCCACCGAGCUGCGCCACGAGAUCGUGCAGGCGAUGCUCCCUGAGAUCUGCAAGUUGGCUCGUCACAAGAGCGCGAGCCACUGCGUCGAGAGCGCGCUGCUGCACUGCUGCGAGGAGGACAGGCAGGCCAUGAAGCUGGCCAUGGCCGGGGACACCGAGGAGCUAGCAAGCCUGACGAGCAGUAAUUUCGGCAGUUUCGUGGUGAAGGAGAUGAGAAAACGGUGAGCGGAGCUCCCAACCACCCUGUUCAGGGGAUACAGUCUCAUGGCCCUUCACCGCCCGUUCGGAAGGCAACUGCAAGGGCAUUCCCAUUCAGACAAGUGGGAAUGCACAUUUUCUGCAUCUGCGGACUGGCCGUUGUCUGCUCGACGUGAGGUUGGCACCAGUCUCAGUGGUGAGUCCAGGCGGCGGUCCUUGCGCCAUUCGCUCCGCCAGUUUGAAGGACGAAACCACUCACAAGCAGCUCUCUCAGCUGCUACCGAUUGGCUAAUUUAUCUUUUGGCAGCCUGCCUCCUAUCGAUGCGGGUGGCUUCCCCCCUCAUUUCCAUCAUAACAUCAUGCUCUUCUCUUUUCGCCAAUUAGCCACUACACGUGUUUCCUGUGCAGCGGUGCGCAGCAGGAUUUUCAAGGGCGAGCGGGCAAUGUGACCGUGCCCGAAGGUGUUGCUAGGCACCAUCUGUCUAUGUGAGCUCGCAAUAUGCGUCGUCGCUAUGUCAUGCUAUGUCAGAGAUACGGGGCUAACCAUAAAUAUCACGAAGGGAUAAUGGAGCACACCUGCGGCAAGGGUGUUCUUCUGCCGUGCAGGCUAAGUUUCUUCUCGCACGGUUUUGCACUCAUGUUUCCCGUGUCCUCCCCGCUUCGGGGCGAGUUUUCAGGGAAGCGAUGUUUGUUGUGUGCCGUCUCCAGGCAGAUUUUUCCCGAUGCGAGCAGAUAAGACUCCAGGAUUGGAGAUGGGUUUGAAAGAAAGGCUGUGACAUGACAAGAUGAGCUCAAGACGGGACGGAAGAGAGGGACCUGUCAAUUCAUCUGCGGUUGCAGGUGUUGGGCCUUGCUCUACGUCGAUCGUGUAGGGUGGAGCCAGGCACUUAAGUCGAGCGCCUGGGACAUCGCCGGAACAAAAAUAGAUGCCCGAGGUCCUUGCGCCGGGCAUUCCACCACCGCCGUUGUGAAAGGUCGUGGCGCCUCCCAUCCCUUUUCACUUCCCGUUC